AUGUUUUUGUACAGGUUUCAGUGGAAAAAAAUAAUAAAAUGGGUCCUGAUUGGAGUUUUACUCUUCCUCGUUUACAGUUUCUGUAGAAAGAUUUUAAAAGCAAAUCAGUCUGAAGAUGGUUUAGAAGUUUUAACUUUAAACGAAAAAAAGGUUCCUUGCUCUCUUCCUGAGUUACCUCUUUGGGUAAAUGAACAGCAAAAAAAUGACAUGCUUGCACACACCGCUAAAGUUGAUUGUUCUUCAAACCAAAAAGAUUGGUCCUACAUACAAAAUGGCAAGUUCUAUAUACAUGAUGAUGUUGAAAAGCAACACGGAAAAUUAUCCUGUCAAUAUCAGAAUGUUUUGAGACAGCUUUAUGACAUGGAGAUUACACUAUCUAAAUCAGAGUCCAUCACCAACAACACGCCCAUCCCUUCUGACAUCAUACACGUCAGAUGUGUGGGUGCAGAUGGCCAAACGAAUGAUAAAACAUACCUAGGGAUCAAACCAAUACCACAGGAACCUACAAGCAAAUUGCUGGAAAACAGAUUGAAGUUGGAAGGCCUUGGCCUCAACAUCAUCAUGUUUGGUUUUGAUACUGUUUCCAGAUUGAUGUGGAAAAGAUACAUGCCUAACUCUUACAGUUACUUUGAAAAAAUAGGCGGGGUAGUCAUGGAGCACUACAACAUCUUGGGAGAUGGUACGCCUCAGGCACUCAUCCCCAUCCUAACUGGCAAUACUGAAAUUGAGCUCCCCGAAGCUAGGCGGGGUUUUAAGAAGGCCAGGCAUGUCGAUGGUCAUCCGUGGAUUUGGAAAAAAUUACACGAGUACGGAUAUGCUACUCAGUGGGGGGAGGACGCUCCAUCCGUCGGCACCUUCACUCACAGGAUGCUUGGCUUCAAGGAGAAACCAGUACAUCACUACAUGCGACCAUUUUUCCUGAAACAAGGCGACGGAAUAUGCUUCGGCAAUCGGCCAUCCCACACCCUCUUCACUGACUAUCUCAAAGAAUUCAUCACGGCUUAUGGACCUCUGAGGAGGAAAUUUUCGUUCCUCUUUCACUCCAGCUACUCACAUAAUUCGCAGGACCAACUGUCCACUCCAGAUGAUGAUUUAGUAUCUUUGAUGGAUUGGCUCAACAGUACCAACGAACUGGAGAAUAGUCUGUUUAUUCUAAUGGCCGAUCACGGGCCUAGAUUCUCCAGUACUCGAGCGACGGAGCAGGGCAAAUAUGAGGAGAGGUUGCCCUUCAUGGGAGUCCGAGUGCCACAGACCGAGGAGUUCAGGUCAAACUUUCCAUUGGUCCAGGAAAACUUAAAAAGGAACUCGAAACUACUGACCACUCCUUUCGAUGUCCAUGCUACCUUUCAAGAUGUCCUAAAUUACAGGUCGACCCACAUAACGAAACGUCGACCAUACCAAAGAGGCUACAGUCUUCUACAGCGUGUUCCAGCAGACAGAACCUGUAACGACGCUAGCAUUGAUGCCCACUGGUGUACCUGCCUGAGAUGGUACAAAAUCUCAGUUAGUGAUGAAUUAGUGCAGAGGGGGGCCGGCCUGAUCGUCGACCAUGUCAAUAAUCUGACCAGUCCCUUUAGAGAUAUGUGCGCUCUGCUAACGCCCCACAAGCUAACUUCGGCCACGUUCAUUCAGUCGAACGGUGAGAUGUUGAAGUUUAGGGAGAGUUCAGACUCGGAUGGCAGAAUUCCUGAUAUGACUGAUCAGAUGCAACCUACCGUUAAGAUCUUCCAGAUCGUCCUAAGCACCCUGCCUAACUUCGCCGUCUACGAGGCCACGAUAAAGUACAGCUUAAAGAAUGACGACUUUACCAUCUCCACAUCCGACAUCAGUAGAUUGAACGCUUACAAGGAUCAGCCUAAGUGUAUCACUGAAAUGCACCCACACCUUAGGCCCUAUUGUUACUGCUUUUAA
This is a messenger RNA of Helobdella robusta, 1911 nucleotides long. RefSeq lists its product as hypothetical. The record is from RefSeq and is a predicted model, not a curated record. Lineage: Eukaryota; Metazoa; Annelida; Clitellata; Rhynchobdellida; Glossiphoniidae. Bases 1 to 1911 code for a protein of 636 amino acids. The transcript is spliced from 5 exons.